This is a messenger RNA of Cucurbita pepo subsp. pepo (vegetable marrow), 549 nucleotides long. The record is from RefSeq and is a predicted model, not a curated record. NCBI's taxonomy places the organism in Eukaryota, Viridiplantae, Streptophyta, Magnoliopsida, Cucurbitales, Cucurbitaceae.
AUGGUGGGAAACAGCGAUUCUUUUAUGUUUCGAUUUCUCCCCGAGAAUCUCUUGUCAGCUGCCAUAGAAAUUGUGCCCUAUUUCACCGACAGCUUCGGGAAUUCGAGCCGAAUCGAUUGUGGUACUGGCCACGAGACGAACUUCUUGGCCUGGUUGUAUUGCUUGGCAAAAUUGGGGGUAAUCGAGGAGGAGGAUUACCCGGCUGUGUUAAUGAGGAAAUUGCAGUCAGGAUAUAGUUCCCAUUAUGCAGCACUUUCUCUUUGGAUGGCUCAUCAAAUGAUGGGAUUAUAUGUCUCUAAACACUUCAGGAAUCCUUUGAACUUUCUUGUAGUAAUGAGUUUGGGGGCCAAAAGGCCCCUACUCGUGGGUCGCUUGGUCGGCAAUCAAGUGAUGGGCACAUGCGUCGUUUUUAACCCGGAUUUUGAUUUAGAGACAUUCAGUCAUGAACUGGAUGGAAGAGCUCGGUUAAUCUGUAAGGGAAUCUUGUCUGAUGAAGAAUUAGGCCCAAUCAAGGAGAGGAAGGGAUCCAUGGAUUCACGAGUCGAGUAA